GAUUAAGUGACGUGGUAAAGUGGGGAUUAAGCAUAUCGAGAAGCUGACACGAUCUACAAUUUGCCGGUAGCCUAUGCUGCUCAUGUAAACUGUUAUCAGUGUACGCUCGUCGCUCCGAUUUGUUUAUUUUUUGGUGUCGUGGUGACGCCGAUGUAGCAAGAUUUACAAAACUCAAAAUUAUUUAACCGUUUCUAAACUCUUGUAAUCGAGUUUUUUAUAAUAUCUGUAAAGUCCUCCUAAAAUGGACAAACGCGCAAAAUUUGCAAUCUGUGCAGCUGGUAUAUUCGUUUUUUUUUUCUUCUACGGAAUACUUCAAGAAAAGAUCACUAGAGGAACGUAUGGUACACAAGGAGAAAAGUUCACACACACUCUUUCACUGGUGUUUGUACAAUGUGUAGUCAACUACGCUUUUGCAAAAGUCGUACUACGAGCGUUCCCUGAAGAGGCUGACACCACCAGUCCAACAUACUACGCUAUUAGUGCACUUACCUACCUAUUGGCGAUGGUGUUUAGUAACAUGGCCCUACGAUGGGUCAACUAUCCUACACAGGUUGUCGCCAAAUCGGGAAAGCCUAUUCCGGUCAUGAUUUUGGGUGUAGUUUUAGGAAGAAAAUCGUAUCCAUUGAAAAAAUAUCUAUUUGUGUUAUUGGUCGUCAUAGGAGUAGCUUUAUUCAUGUUUAAAGAUGGAAAAUCAAAAGCAUCACAAUCAGAAUCUAUUCUUGGAUUAGGAGAAGUACUUUUAAUUUUGUCGCUGACAAUGGAUGGUAUCACGGGUGCUGUUCAAGAACGGAUGCGAAGCGAGUCUAAAACCAAAUCUGGUCAUAUGAUGGUCAACAUGAACUUUUGGUCAAUUUUGUUUUUAGGCGUUGCGCUCAUCGUCUCUGGGCAAUUAUUUGAAUUUGCGAGUUUUGUCCAACGAUAUCCGCAAAUAAUCAUGCAAAUAUUUUUGUUUUCAGCAUUUAGUGCAUUAGGGCAGUUUUUUAUAUUUUGGACUGUAAGCGACUUUGGACCAUUACCAUGCUCUAUUGUGACAACUACGAGAAAAUUCUUUACUGUGCUAGCUUCUGUAUUGUUGUUUGGUAAUCCAAUGUUAACUAGACAAUGGGUGGCUACAAUCAUAGUAUUUACUGGGUUGUUUUUAGAUAGUUUUUAUGGAAAACAGGCAGCUAAAGCUAAAUGAUUUAUAAUUUCCCAAUGAAAAUACUUUUAACUAAUCAGUAAAAAAUGUUAUUGACCAUACUAAUUAAAAAAAUUUGAUAACAUCAACUAUUAAAUAAUUCAGUUAAUUAUAUUUAAAGUAAAGUGAUAUGUUUGGUUGAACACAUUGGCUCAUUUAACUUUUAUAUAUUUUGUAUUCACAAAAAGUUAACUAAUUAGAAAUUCGUCCAUUUGUGUGUAAAAAAAAACCA
Molecule: messenger RNA, 1409 nt
Organism: Adelges cooleyi (spruce gall adelgid)
Lineage: Eukaryota; Metazoa; Arthropoda; Insecta; Hemiptera; Adelgidae
Gene: meigo
Product: solute carrier family 35 member B1
Exons: 3
Coding region: 242-1180 (312 amino acids)
Biological process (GO): UDP-galactose transmembrane transport
Cellular component (GO): Golgi membrane; endoplasmic reticulum membrane
Molecular function (GO): UDP-glucose transmembrane transporter activity; UDP-galactose transmembrane transporter activity
Source: RefSeq, a predicted model, not a curated record